AAAACUCGAGUUUACGAAGAUUAUUUUGUGUGUUGUGUCCGCAAACGAGUGGCUCCGCGCGUAGAAAGUGCUUUUUCCUUCGGAAUUAGUGUAAUUUGCCGGGUAAAAUAAUAGUGAAUAGUAAGAUUAGUGUCGCGGGGACAAUUUUCCGGUCGCCGGACUUGGAAACACGCCGAACCGGGCAGGUUUUCCGGCGAUGUAAAAAAAUCAGUUCCUCGUCCAUUCGCGCGGUGCGUGUCUCUCUUCUAGAGUGUCGUCCUCUGUCGUCUCCAUCGCGGAGAACCCAGACGUUCGUUCCGUGUGUGUAAAAAGAAGCAGCCUAUCACAAUACCAUUGCAAUAUCCGAAAGCACCUCGCGGAUAAGAAUACUCAAAAAGAAGUGGGAAAAAGAAUAAUAUUCUUGUUUUGUUCCGGAUUUAAGGUAGCCACGGAAGAAAAUAAUCAGUGAAGACAGAGCCGUGAAAAUAAAGCUAGAAGACGGGUGCCUCCGUCUGUAGGAGGGUGUCAAUCGUUUGGAGCAUCCGGCCGUCCGAUGAUGUUUUGAUCGUGGGAUCCCGGGGCGACGACGUAAAGAAGAAGCCUAGGCUCGCUGGAUGUCCCGUCGGUGUGGUAGAAACAGCAAAGCUUUGGCUUGCAAUCCAUUCGAGUAGUGUAUUCGAAAGUAAUUUCGAGCGAGAUAGCAACAGCAUUAAGGACUCCUCGGGAUUCACCAUUCAAGGAGAACACUAAACAAUAUUGAAACACUUCCGGGAUGUGGACUGGAGCGUAAACCACCAGCUUUCGGAAUGUCUGAACCAAAGUCUGGAAUGCAUCGAUCAUGCUGGCAAAGACGAAUUCAAUCUAUAAUGGACCUUGCUGCAUCUGACCCGGUGGAAAGGACGGAGUCGCGGACAGUGAUACCAUUUGUCUAACGAACCGUGCUCGGAAAACCUCGUGAAAAAAGUUGUUGAAACUAAUUAGCGCUAAUCCUUGUAUAUAAACAGUGAAGCAAACGUGAAUGUAAAGUAAUAACCAAAAGAGCAAUAACACUUUGUAAUCCAUAGCAGCACAUAGUUAAAGCAGUAGUGUGAUCAAAGUUGUGACGUAGCGCCGUAAUAAAUAGUGAUCGUAGAGUUUCCGUGCUUAUACAAGUGACUGCCAAGUUAUCUCAGCAAACAGGACCCUUCCCGUUUGUGUAAUUGAACAAGGCUAGAUUCCUAAAGCUUUAUUCACCGUUACUGGUAGCAGAGUAAUGACACAUAAUCUGGGAAUGUCUUCGUACCGUAUGCCAGGUCCCGGACUUGGCUGUCCGCCAGAUUUCAAGUCACCCUCUGAAUCGCCCCAACUGCCUAUCUCCGCACCGAGUCAGCCGAAGAAGCGAAGGAAAACAUCCAACGCGAACAAUGCGAACUCGAUAGCCUCGCAACCUCAGCCAACGCACUCGCCGCAAGAUCUAGCGCCCCCAGUACCCACUGGCUACGGGGAUACGAUAGUUGCGUCGAACCCAUUCGACGACACGCCACCGCAUACACCGUCGCCCCAUAUAAGCCAUAUGCAUCAUGGAGGGCCCGGAAUGAUGAUGGGUCAUAUGGGUGGCGGAGGUAUGGGACAUGGUGCCCAAAUGGGAAUGGGUCCCAUGGGUAUGCACCCUCAUCACAUGGGCGGAUUAAUGGGUCACCAUGGGCCGCCACACGGUCCUCCUCAUGGCGGUCCGAUGCCUCCUCACGGAAUGGGACAUGGGCCAGGACACGGGCCAGGACAUGGACCUGGGCAUGGAUCACCUCACCACGGUUUAGGACCACAUGGACCAAUGGGACCGGGAGGACCACAAGGUCCGCCAAUGCGAGGAAUGAGUCCAAUGGGAAUGGGCAGUCCCAUGGGACAUCCAAUGCAUAUGAACUCUGGUUUAGGGCAAAUGGGUGCGAUGGGUCCGCACGGACCUAUUCAACGAGGGGGAAUGAGUCCCAUGGGAACCAUUCCUGGUGCUCAAAUGGGUGGACUAAGCCCAAUGGGUGGCAUGAACCAGAAUUUGUCUCCAAUGGGACCGAUGGGUGGGAUGUCACCAAUGAGUCAGCAACAAAUGAACAAUAAAUCAGUAGGAAGCCCCAUGAGUGGAGGAAAUAUUGGAAGCCCUAUGAAUUCAAUGCCUGGAAUGGGGUCACCUCAUGGUGGCCAAGGUCAGAUGAUUGGAAGUCCAAUGAACACGAGUGGUGGCCACAUCAACAAUGGACCAAUGGGUCCUCCAAUGAAUAGUCCUCUCGGAAAUGGCCCACCAAAUCACGUUCCCUUAGGUCCCAAUUCCGCCGGUCAUAGUCAACCUGUUUCUUCAGCAGGACCAACCGUCGGUGGUCAAACGUCACCCAAUUUAGUAGGAGUUAAUAGUAAUAAUAGAAUGAACUUACCUAAUGGUGCAAUGACAAAUCAGCAAUCAGGGAACCUUAAUCAAUUACCUCAUCAGCUGGGUCCCCAACAGCAAUCGAAUAACAGUCAGCAGGGUCCCGGACAAUCGCAGCAACAGCAAGUGAAUAACCCACAUCUACAAGUUAGUCAACCUAACCCAUCGCCUUCGAUGGUGACAAAUCAACAACCACCGAAUCAAUCUCCUGCCGCCCAGUCUCAGCCUCUUCCACCUCAUCCACCGCAUCCGCAACAGCAAUCCCAUGCUUCUCCGCUUCCUCAGCAGUCUCCUCAUGCUCAACAUACGCAAGGCCCAAAUAGUGGUCCUGGCUCUGGAGGUAACGGACCAAUGGGGCCAGGAGGUCCUCAACAGCAACAACAAAUGAAUCCUGCUGGCAUUGGUGGUCCAGGUGGCAAUAGUUUAGGAGGAAUGAACCCAGCUGGUAUGGGUCCGGGUGGUAUGGGAAUGCCACCGAAUUCAAUGAGCGGCAUGAAUCACCACCCACCACAUCAUCCCGGUAAUCAUCCCGGCAAUCAUCAGCACAAUCCUCACAUGCCACCUUCAUUGGGUGGCGCAGGAGGGGGCCCAAACAGUAUGCAUCAUCACAUGGGAAUGCCACCCCACGGAAAUAUGCCUCCUGGUCAUGCGGGCCACAGGCCACCAAUGGGACCAGGGGGACCAAUGGGUCCUGGAGGACCAGGCGGUAUGGGCAUGGGAGGACCAAUGGGUGGUCCAACGGGGCAUAUGGGAGGCAUGGGUGGUGGUAUGGGCGGCAGUCCUUUACAGUCUCCGCAUAUGAUGUGUGGCCCAAUGGGAAGCGGCCCUGGAGGGCCUGGUGGACCAAUGGGAGGUCCAAGUGGACCGAUGGCAGGAUUAGGGCCACCAGGCAAUGGUCCUCCACCAAAUCAUCAUCAUCACAUGGGAAUGUUUGGCCCCAAACCGAUGCCGGUUACGUCCGGUAAGCUGUACCCGCCGGAUCAAUCGAAAGUGUUCAACCCACAGAACCCGAACGCACCGCCAAUUUAUCCUUGCGGCGUUUGCCAUAAAGAGGUACAUGACAACGAUCAAGGAAUUUUGUGCGAAUCAGGUUGCAACUUUUGGUUUCACAGGGCGUGCAGUGGUUUGUCGGAAACAGCAUUCAGCUUAAUCCACGCGGAGGUGUACGCCGAAUGGUGCUGCGAUAAGUGUCUGCUAUCCAAGAACAUACCGUUGGUCAAAUUUAAACCAUAGUCGACCAUGGGUAACUUGGGUCAAAUGGCAAUGACGAUGAGGUGACAACGACAGCAAACCCGCAGUAGCAGCCAAACUUAAAAUUAAGGGCAGCUACCAAGGCAAAUCAUUGUUUCGUAUGAAUUAUUAUUAGUGUUGGUCAUUGAGAGUUGGUCUUAACCGGAUGCAUGUGUGUGUAAAUACGAAAAAAAAAUAAAGUGUAAAAAAAGUAUGAAUGCGAUUAAAAAUUGUGAACGAAUGUGA
Molecule: messenger RNA, 3850 nt
Organism: Armigeres subalbatus
Lineage: Eukaryota; Metazoa; Arthropoda; Insecta; Diptera; Culicidae
Gene: pygo
Product: protein pygopus
Exons: 3
Coding region: 1232-3607 (791 amino acids)
Source: RefSeq, a predicted model, not a curated record